AUGAAUAGCCUAAGACAUCUAGAAAUAGAAGGCACUUACAUGCUGAAGUACUUACCGCAGGGUAUAGGGAGAUUAACUGGCCUUCGGACAUUAACAGACAGCAGGGACGAAUCUAGGGAGGCAGAACUGGAUAAGAAGCAGCACCUUCGUGCUCUAACCUUGGAAUUCGGAAAUGAUGGCCGAUUGGAUGAUGAUGAGGACGUGCUUGAAAUCCUCAAGCCCCACACAAACUUGAAAGAGUUUAUAAUAUGGUCUUACAAAGGUUCCAAGCUUCCCAAGUGGAUAGAGGAUUUGGUGUUCUCUAAUCUAGUCAAGGUGGAACUCAUGGGCUGUGAGGGGUGUAAACAACUGCCAGGUCUUGGGAAACUACCGUCCCUUAAAUACCUUAACAUAUAUUCAUUGGCGGAAGUGAGAAAGGUGGGUGGCGAGUUUAGUGGGGAUGCUAACAAUGAUGGAAGUGGUGUUGUCUCAUUCCCCAAGCUCGAGACCCUCAUCUUCAAAGACAUGCCAAAUUGGGAGGAGUGGGAAUUGAGAGAGGGAGAUGGACAGGUUAUGCCAUCACUUGUAGAAUUAAGCGUAAAAUGGUGCCCAAAGUUAAAGGCGUUACCACACAACCUUCCACCUGAGCUCCUCCAGAGGCUGAGUUUAGGCCUAAGUAAUGAUUGGAUGUCAUCAGAAGCACCCUUACCCAUCUUCCCCAACCUUAACCAUUUGGAGAUUUGGGGUAAUGAUGAGCUGACAUCACUACCUGGUGGUUGGUUGGGACAACUCAAAGCCCUCCAAACUCUGGAAAUCUACAAUUGUAACCGGAUGGAAUCUCUACCAGAGGAGUUGCAACACCUCACCAAGCUUCAACAAUUGAAUAUCAGAUCCUGUCGAGUCUUAGAAGAGCGCUAUGGAGAUGGAGGAGAAGAUCGGGACAAGAUUGCCAACAUCCCGAGUAUCAUAAUUGGUUGCUAG
Molecule: messenger RNA, 960 nt
Organism: Magnolia sinica
Lineage: Eukaryota; Viridiplantae; Streptophyta; Magnoliopsida; Magnoliales; Magnoliaceae
Product: putative disease resistance RPP13-like protein 1
Exons: 2
Coding region: 1-960 (319 amino acids)
Molecular function (GO): protein binding
Source: RefSeq, a predicted model, not a curated record